UUUCUCACGACAACAGCGACAGUGUUCAACUGAAUCACCAUGUCGCACCGUAAGUUCGAGGCUCCUCGUCAUGGCUCGCUGGCCUACCUGCCCCGGAAGCGGGCUGCCAGACACCGUGGCAAGGUCAAGUCCUUCCCUAAGGAUGACCCCAAGAAGCCUGUCCACCUGACCGCCGCUAUGGGCUACAAGGCCGGCAUGACCACGAUCGUCCGCGACCUCGACCGACCUGGCGCCAAGUCGCACAAGAAGGAGAUUGUGGAGGCUGUGACCGUUAUUGACACACCACCGAUGAUCGUUGUUGGUCUGGUUGGUUAUAUUGAGACCCCCCGUGGCCUGCGAUCCCUCACCACCGUCUGGGCCGAGCACUUGAGCGACGAGGUUCGCCGCCGGUUCUACAAGAACUGGUACAAGAGCAAGAAGAAGGCCUUCACCAAGUACGCCAAGAAGCACUCCGAGCACAGCGGUGCCUCCAUCACCCGCGAGCUCGAGCGCAUCAAGAAGUACUGUUCUGUCGUCCGCGUCCUCGCCCACACUCAGAUCCGCAAGACCCCCCUUAAGCAGAAGAAGACCCACCUCAUGGAGAUCCAGAUCAACGGUGGCUCCGUCGCCGACAAGGUCGAGUUCGGCCACUCCCUCUUCGAGAAGCCCUUCUCCAUCGACACCAUCUUCGAGCAGGACGAGAUGAUCGACGUUAUUGCCGUCACCAAGGGUCACGGAUACAACGGCGUUACUGCCCGUUGGGGCACCAAGAAGCUGCCUCGCAAGACCCACAAGGGUCUGCGUAAGGUUGCCUGUAUCGGUGCAUGGCAUCCGUCCCACGUUCAGUGGACUGUUGCCCGUGCUGGUCAGAUGGGAUACCACCACCGUACCUCUUGCAACCACAAGGUCUACAGGAUUGGCAAAGGCGAUGCUGAUGACAACGCUGCCACUGAGGUCGAUGUCACCAAGAAGAAGAUCACCCCUCUCGGUGGCUUCGUCCGCUACGGUGAGGUGAAGAACGACUUCGUCAUGGUCAAGGGAUCUGUUCCUGGCGUGAAGAAGCGUGUGAUGACCCUCCGAAAGUCUCUCUGGCCUCACACCUCUCGCAAGGCUCUGGAGAAGGUCGAGCUCAAAUGGAUCGACACCAGUUCCGAGUUCGGACAUGGAUCGUUCCAGACUCCCGAGGAGAAGCGCCAGUACCAGGGCCUGCUCAAGAAGGAUGUGGAACGCUCGUAAAAGCUUUGAUCUUUUUUGUGCCGGUCUGGUGUCAAGGCUUUUCCUUUUACGCACGUUUGGGCUGGUAAUGGUUAUUUGAGCUCAGUAGAGGCUGAAUAAGGAACAAUCAAAAGGGUUACAGCAGAUGUGUGUUCAGCGGAAUGCGACGUGUGAUGACUAUACUCAUGAUGGGAACUACCAUCCCAUACUUUGCCCCAAUCUCAGCGUCAUGUCUUUUCAAGC
Cryphonectria parasitica EP155 is the source of this 1437-nucleotide messenger RNA. RefSeq lists its product as uncharacterized. Gene Ontology annotation, cellular component: ribosome; cytosolic large ribosomal subunit. The record is from RefSeq and is a predicted model, not a curated record. Bases 40 to 1215 code for a protein of 391 amino acids. Gene Ontology annotation, biological process: ribosomal large subunit assembly; translation. NCBI's taxonomy places the organism in Eukaryota, Fungi, Ascomycota, Sordariomycetes, Diaporthales, Cryphonectriaceae. The transcript has 6 exons. Gene Ontology annotation, molecular function: structural constituent of ribosome; RNA binding.